CAUGGAGAUCUUUCACAAUCAGAUCCCUCGAAAUUUGUCGCAAACAUCACCUUACCUGUAUCGUCUUGGAGCAUUUUAAUUCUGUUGCAUUGCAGCACGCGUCGACAUUUACGGUUCGAGCAGGAUGAGGCUGCCAACGGCGGUCGAUGGAGCCAUGCACGACUACUCCACUUGAUAUGAGCAGCUGAGCUUUGUCCUUGUCUGAUCUUCCCAGUCAUGGAUCCUAUAACUAUCACUACCUCAAUUUUCGGUCUCCUUAAAGCUACCGAAACAAUUGCCGGCUACCUGGGCCCAUACGUCUCAGCUGCAAGAGAUACGUCGCAGAUCGUCAGACAGGUUCACUCCGAGGUAGUAUAUACCCGCACUACCCUCUUGGCAUUAGAAGGUCUUAUCAAAAAUAUUUCAUCUGUCCCAGUGAGGCGUGCCGCUCUCAUCCAAGUCGACCAGCUAGUAGCAGUAUUCACAGAUGGAGUACUUCUGUUCUCAGAGCUAGAAGCUUCCUUGCCAUCGCCGCCAUCAGCCGAGUCAAGCACGUCACGCCUGCCUAUUCUGUCGCGGUUAAAAUGGGCGAGGAAAGAAAGCACCUUCACUUCAUUGUUCACGAGGCUGCAGGGGUUCAAGGGCUCCAUCUCAUUGAUGUUGACCAUUCUCCAAAGCGACUCCGAUUCUCGGGCCGCUGAGAACCAAAAGCAAUUGUCAGAGAAUGUUGCAGCUCUUCUAGAGAGCAAUCGAUCCUUGUACCUGCGAUUGCUGAACUUGGAAGAUGCCCUUGAAGUGCGCACCAUCCGGGCCAUCGAUGAUGGAAAUGCUUCUUCAAUGAAACAGCAGCCAGACGAAUCGAUCGCGGGGCCAACUUUCGACUUUGAAAAUGAUCUUGAGACUUCAAGGGUCUACCGGAAAGCGCAACGAGAGAGCAUGGACUUUUCUUUUCGGAGUUCUAUAGCACGCACGAACGCUUGGUCCGUCUUCUCAGGCCUCAGUCUGAGCGAUGUGUCCAACAUCUCAGUAAUAGCAUUGCCCUUGUACCGAGAAGAUAUCGAAAAUGCUCAGCAUUAUGGAUGUACCAGUCCUCCAGCUGAACCGAUCACGACGCCAACUACUGCUCGUGGUCCGAAAUCUCUGUGUGAAGAAUGUCUCGAGCUGGAGCUGCGCCUAUCUCGAAUACCUGGGAUUCCAGAGUAUUUCGAAAAAGUGACAGAUGACCACUUGGAAGAGGAUCCCUUGACACGUCUCAUUCUGGUCUUGAGACAAGGCCUACCUUUAUUGAUGAUUUUAGAAAAAUUCCAAGGGUUUGAACAUUGUACCGAAGUGGGUAGCGAUUAUAACGAUCCAUUGAAGUUACCAAAAGCGGCCACCUACAAGUUUAUUUCGACAUGUGUCCAUCAGGAUGGUCUUAGACUCGCGCCUGACAAAUGUUUCUCAGUGAGCGAGCUCUUCGGCCACGACUCAACAGGAUUCAUGAAGGUCAGCUCUAUUCCAUGUACAGAAUCUAGUAGCACUUUUCAAAUUUUAUCAUACAGGUUGUUAGGGUCGUUGAUUGGGUACUUGACCUACUCGAUCUUCAAAAUGACGCUGAACGUAUCGACCUCACAACCCACCUUCCUGAGCAAAAACAUGCGCUAGGAUAUCCUUCUAGGGACGCUAUCAUAGAAGAUUUUCUCGUCAGCGAGCGUAUAUAUGUUGCCAAAAUGGAGCAACUCGGCCAGUUCAAGGAGAAAUUCGACCAGGAUAGUAGAUUUUCUCAGACGCAUCACUUCCUUCGCAUUAUUUUUAGCUGGUCUUUACCUAUAGUUUUGGAUGCUCAGAGGCAAUUACUUCUCCAAAUGGAAAUGACUGCGCGCAAACCCUGGGAAGAGCAAAGAUGGGGAAAGCCUUUUGAAAUUUGGUCCCGCAUAUCUUCGUUUUAUACUAGCUUCAUCGUUGCCGAGAAGAGAGCAAAAGAGUCGAUUAGGACUAUUCUUGUGAAGCAAGAGUGGUCUCGAAAUGAGGGUCUGAGAUUGGUCUUCACGACGUCACUGCAGCUGCUUUCUCUCCCUCAUCAAUGCUUGCCAAAAUUUCUUGCAUUUCUUCUGGUACGUUCUGUCUUGCCAUG
Mollisia scopiformis is the source of this 2092-nucleotide messenger RNA. RefSeq lists its product as uncharacterized. The coding region runs from base 217 to 1623 and encodes 468 amino acids. The transcript is spliced from 2 exons. Gene Ontology annotation, biological process: establishment of cell polarity; septin ring organization. Gene Ontology annotation, cellular component: division septum; nucleus; cytoplasm. NCBI's taxonomy places the organism in Eukaryota, Fungi, Ascomycota, Leotiomycetes, Helotiales, Mollisiaceae. The record is from RefSeq and is a predicted model, not a curated record.